Molecule: messenger RNA, 6962 nt
Organism: Amoebophrya sp. A120
Lineage: Eukaryota; Dinophyceae; Syndiniales; Amoebophryaceae
Source: the annotation of a GenBank genome assembly
AUGCGGGAAAAGCAGCUGCAAAAGGGGAAGGGCAAGGAGCGCGCCGGCUUUCUCGGAAAUUUGCUGGUGUCCGACUUUUCUCUGCCCGCGUUCCCCUCUACGGCUGGCAAGGGGGCGGUGUCGGACGGGGAGCAGUUGGAUCUGGUUGGCGCUGAUGGCAAGAAGAAGAAGCGGCGGUUCAUAUCCUCAGUAAAAACGUCACCGCGACGACCCCAUGAUAGUCAAGAUGCGAGCUUUGGAAUUUUGGCUGUUACUUAUGCCUGACAGGUUCGGGCGCGCAGUGUGGUCGCGUUUAGCUACUGCCGCCGCGUGACAAAUCAUUCAAUCAUCUUGCUCUACAACUUCUAUCUUUCUGCGUAGCGCGACAAAUUCCAAAACACACUAAUGAAGUGCCUCUCAUGGGGCUGCGCAUGAAAAGCACUUUAGUAAAGCGUGCUGAUUUGAAAUUGCAUGCAGGCCGUGCAGGCAGGUACUUAAUACGCAUGACAAAAAAAGAAUGGUUUUACCACCACGGGACGUUUUUCCACAGGAUGGUUCAUCUGGGACAUGCCUCCGUUGCCCGAGGGCCUUGACGCGGAGGAAAUUUACCAGCUCGAGCGCGAGUUCGCAGUCCAGUUGGUCGGCGCCGCGACGUUCAAGGCUAUGGUGGAGGUGGACCCGAUAUCAAAUGCAAAAAUGUCUGGGUCUGGAAAAGUGGAACUUGUAAUGCGUGUCUUGCGUUCGUGGAAAAUCUGUGUUGCAUGAGCAGCAAAAGAGGGGCUUCCUUCGUCAUGCAAAAACGCAAUGUGUAAUGCGUGCUAGGCAUCAACAGGCGUCUGAAAAACUUGUGAUGCUUGGCUGCCAUUGCACGCACUUGAAUCAUGCGCAACUCAGCAUCACAGGUUUCCAGACCCAGACACUUUUGCAUUUGAUACCCGAACCACGCUCGGUCGGACCGCGCACGCAAAUUCGCGGAGAAGCGGAUCAUCGCGGCGCUGAAGCGCGGUGAUCGGCCGGCGACUAUUGAAAGGAAAAACUCCCCCUUCCUCAUAUCGAAAACGAAAUUUGUGAUGCUGUAUUUGAGUACACAAGUCGACUUGUAUUGCUAGAAGGAAAAGAGGCGCAGUUCGUUGCGGCCUCGUUUGCAGGCAACUUGUCAUGCUGUUUCCCGUUUGUUCCAAUUGCUUCGUGUCACGCUGAAGACGCAAGACUUUCUGUUUCUCACGCGGCCAGGCAGCACUACAAUCCGCAUCUGUUCAAAGCUGAUUUGUGAGUACAUCACAGAUUGUUUCCGUUUUGAUAUAUGAAAAGGGGGGAUUUUUCCUUUCGAUAGCGACGAGCCAGCAGGAGGCCGACAAAAAGGCGUUCGACGACCAGGUGCGCGCACUGGAAGCAAAGGGAAAGGGCGGCGGGAAAGGCAUGAUCACGCUGCCCGGCCGGAAGCGGGCCUACCGCCGCUUGUCGUCCCUGACCGCGGAGGAGAUGCAGGCGGCCCAGCGGGGCGACCGCAGCUUUUUUCAAACGUUGCCCUCCGGCGACGUGGUGUCCGUUGCGGGGGUAUGGAUCGCAAAAGUGUCUGGGUCUGGAAGAGUGAUGCUGUUUUUGCAUGACGACAGAAGGUCUGGCAUGGAAGCUCUAGCAUCACAGGUUUCGAGAAGCGUUCGCAAUGCCGAAUCCGCAUGACCAAUCCCCCACUUUGGUGACAGAAAGUGGGCAACUUUUGCUGCCUAUGCGUGAGAGAUUUCCCUGUGUUCUGAAAUGCGCAUCACAAGUUUGUGUUCCUUCAGACCCAGACAUAUUUGCAAUGCAUAGGGGGACGACCGCUCCGAGUCGGACGGCGAGUCCCUGGCCUCCAGCCGGUCCAGUGCGUCCCAAGUGAGUCGCCGGAGCGGGUCCGCGCCCGCCGAGACGACCCGGAGUCGGGGCGGCACGGAAGAGGUGGUGGGCGUCGACUCCAUGGGCAAUCUCGUCUACGCGCGGGACCGCCGCGAGGCAGAGGCACGGCGGAAGUCGAAGCAAAAAAAGCGCCGGAGUGCGGGCGCGGACACGGACAUGGGGGAGCACGUCGUCAAUUACACAACCUCAAGCCCGGACAAGGAGAAGGACGCGACGACGGACCUGUAUCAAAAGUAAAAAUGUCUGGGUCUGGAAACUUGUGAUGCUGGGUGGCGUCUCAUGAUGAGGCUACAAAUGCUGGCUCAGCAUGACAAGUUUCUGAGCUCCUAGGUGUUGCCUAUUCUGCAUGACAAACUGCGCUUCUGCAUCACAGAAAAGCGGGGCUCUUGGGUAACGUGCAUGACAGAUUUAAGAGUCAUGCCAGACAAGCAUGACCAACAUGAAUUCUUCCAGACCCAGACACUUUUACAUUUGAUAACCUGGUGCUACCACCCAUGCCCGGCUUGGAGCGGAAGAAAAAAGUGGCAAGUGAACAAAAGGCAGGAGGAUCCACCUCCUCGUCGCCCACGACACGCAGCGACAAGCCGGUGCCGGACGGUCGUAUGUCGAAAGUGAUUCGCCACGAGGACGACGCUGCGGACGACGAGGACAUUGCGCAGCCCCCGCAGCUGGGGGGCCUUGGACUGGACCCGGAGGAAGUCGUGGCCAUCGUCCCGAGGUCCGCGCGCUCGCAAGUUUCGACGAGUUCGCGACGGUCCAAGCGCAGCAGCGACGGGGGCCCAAGGAGGGGCCAGUACACUCUGGACACGAUUUCCGAGAUGCCGGUCGACGAAGAGGAGGACGUAUCAAAUGUAAAAAUGUCUGGGUCUGGAAGAAUGCAACCUGUGAUGCUGCAUUUGGAUUCCAAAAAAAUCUGUAUUGCAUGAGUACCAAAGGGAAUGCAAUUUUUGCCACGCUGAGAAGGCAUUUGUCAUGCGGAAUAGGCAUCAAGAAGCCCUCAAAAAAUCUGUAUUGCUAGCGUAUGCAUCACAGACAUCAUGGCUCAUGCAAAACGUGCAUGACAAGUGUCAGAAUCUUCCAGACCCGGACAUUUUUACAGUUGAUAGGACGCGAAGUCGGAAGCGACGGUCGACGAAGACACUGCAAGUAGCCUGAGGAAGAACUACUCCGUGGUCGUCCCCACGACGACCCCCCAGUCAAGAUGGGAAUUAUAUUGCGAACCAAGUCCAAGUCCUAGACAAGACUUGUGAUAAGACUCACGCAUGAAGACAAAUGUAGUUGCUGCGCAGUGUAGUCGGACCUAGCUAGGCUCGUCCUGGAAGCAUCAUAAGUCCACUCUAUGAUUUUUGGGGUUAAAAAGUAUUCGCGCACUUUUAGAGAUUCCACCCAAAGAUGAACAUCACCACUAGGCCAGGCCUCUCGUCAACAUGGAGAGCCGCAUAGAAACAAAACAUCCACGGUACUUAUGCGCAUUUGCAUCACGACUGUAUCUAUUGGGGUGGGGUUGGGGACGUUGUCACUCAGGAUAGCGGGCUCCUUCGGAGUCUCAGACAGCGAGGAGUCGGACGUAGACGGCUUCUGGAACACGGUCACUUCGCCCUCGAAAAUGACCGCGAAACUUCGCCGAAGCAUGAGCCUCCGGAGCCAGAGCAGUGAGGAGCUCGUGCAGGAGCGGGCGCCCCCUACUUCACCAGCUGCAGGAGAAGACGAUGACAAGGCCAACGCGAACAACAUGAAAGAUGUUGACACGAAAAAAAAGAACGAGGGCAGCAGAGGAAGUGAUGAAACUUCUCCUGGCGCGCCGGGGACCACGGGGCCGAUCGGAGACAAGGACGAAAAGGCAAGUAAAGCGGAAACAGAGCAUAUUACAGUGAAAAAUGCCCCCACCCCCAAAGUUGCGAUAAUUUGUGAUGCGACGUUUCCAAAUGAAAACUUUUUGUCAUGCAUGAAAGGAGUAUGUGUAUGAAUAUGAAAAUGAUAACGAGUCUCUCUGAUGCAGAGUCUAGGCGUGUAUCGCAUCGCUUGCAUGACAAGCGCCGCACUUGCUUGGGUCCUUUGCAAUACAAAUCUUUGCUAUUCACGAUUGGAAGCCUGUGAUGCUGAUAGAUGCAAGAGGGCGAAUGUUUCAUCUGGACGAAAGGUUUGCAAUACAAAUGCUUCCAAGUUGGGGGGUGGGGGCAUUUUUCAUUGUAAUAGAGCAAACCGCCGCAGAUGAUAACUCAAAAAAAGAUGAGCAGACAAAGCCGAAAAAAAGCCUCAAAGAGAAGCUCAUUGGAGCGAAGAACUUCGCUGGCUUCUACUUGGUGAAAAUACCGGGCGUGCUAAUUGUCAAGGGGAUUCUGCAAGACGCGGGUUUGUGGCCGUCCGAUGAAGAUGCUGUCAAGAAACCAAGGAAGCUGAAAGACCUCGCGUCUCGGGAUUUGUCCCUUUCGACACUCUCACCCAGAUACUUCUUGGACCGAAUGGACACCAUGAAGCUGCUGGUUGCCCUUUGGUUUUCCUUCCGCGUCGUGUACUUUGCCAUGUUCCCGCUCAACUUCCAAUUUAUCAGCACCUUUUUCGAGCCAAUCUACAUCAAGAAUUACUGGGACUUCGACUGGGACAUCAUCCCUCCCGAAUACCUCUUCGUUCCCGAGAACUACGUCGAGGGCGACCCCAGCAAGCGCCAGACCGCCCGAGUCUACUACUUCCUUGCGUGUAUGGCCAUGAACUUCAGCGGUCUCUAUUUCCCGGUCGUGUGCGGCCUGCGCGCGAUCAUGGACUUGCUUCUGAUCACCUGCAUCGCUCAGGAAACCGGGAACGCAAACGUGGAGCUCUCCGGCUACAAGCGCAAGUUCUCCAGUCUAACCUAUCAGACGGAAAUAAAAGCGCCUCACGUCGUCCAGAAGUGCGGAACAACGGUUGUGCAAAAAUAAAGAAUCAAUCAUCUACGUGACCCCUGCACCUCUUUCGUCGCAGAAAUGACGCGCGCUGUGCCACUUUGCAAGAACUACACAGACUUUCAUCAAUAUCAAUCCAGGAAUUACAAUUUGUCUAUGAUAUUAGACAAAUAACUGCAACAUGCAAGUCAGCGUUUCCAUUUUAGAAGAGAAGCGUUGCGAAAAUACGAAAAGAUUGCCUUUCCAUUUCUAGGGGCGCUUUUCAUUUCGAUAUAAAAGACGCGAAACGCGCAGAGCGCGAGGGAAAAUCAGCGGAAGCAAAUGAGGACGAGGAAGUAUGGCAGGAAAAUGACUGAUACCUCGCAGUGUUGCUAACCCUAAAGAAAAGCGCAGCCACUCUUCACGCGGCUUCGCACAUGCGUGCGAUUUUUGUGAUGGAAAAUAAAGUCAGUGCGCCAGCACCAGUGCCCAAAGUCACUUCAUCACAGCCCACGGAGUUAGCUGUUUUUGGUAGCGUUUUGCGAUGCCAAAAAGUAAGAACAGUCGAACCAGCAUAAGCAUUUUUUUAGCGAAUUCCCGCAACAGACUGGGGUCUUGUUUCUUACUAGAGGUAAUACUAAUUAAAUGGAGCCUGCGAAUAAAAUCAUUUUUCUACCUUCCUUCCUUCCAUACUAGGACGACAAGAAAGGUGGCGGCCUGUCUUCUGACGAAAGCGAGAACGAGAUAGAAAAAGAAAAUGCGAAGAAAAGCAAACAAAUGGAAAUCCUUGCUGCGGGAGAGCAGAAGCCGUUCAAGGACAGAGCAAAAGAGGCACUGAAGAGGACGCUCCAGACUACGAAGAAACUCUCUCGGAAGUACAUGAAGCUCUUUCUGAAGUACUCCAAACUAGCUGCGCGCACUCUCCAAGAGUACAAGGACUUUGCCGGUGAGAAGUUUUCGUCAACGGCUGUACACUACGUCAAAAAGUUUGUGAUCCGUGGGUCCGACGAACAGGAGAAGCGGUCCGUGCCCAAGGUUGUGUCUGAGACGGACAAGAUCGCCCGCAUCCCCCUCUACUUGGGCGACUACCGCGUGUACCGCUCCCUGAUGGUGAUGGCCACCGUGUCCUGCUUUGUCUUCCUGCUGAUGACCAUGUUCGCCUUUUUAUCCUAUGUAAAAACGUCCCCACGACCCCAUAGUCGAGAUGGGAAAUCUGCUAGACAAGUCAGCAUGCUUUGGCUGUUGCGCAUGACAAGUGUGGCGUCGUAGUGUCAUCCGGUUUUAGCUAGUUCAGCAGCGUCACAGAUCUAGCACAUCAUACUGAUUGGAGCGUCGCAAAGUCCGAAAAAUGACUAGGAAAUGCUUCUCAUGGGGCUCCGCAUGAGAAGCAUUUUCAGCAUGCAGAGUUGCAUUACAACUAUGGGGUCGUGCGGACAUUUCUACAUAGGAUAGUUUUCCUACUCUUCGACCCCGGAGCAGCGGGCCCGGGCCCCGCCGAUGGAGCGACUGGUCUUCGCCGCGGCCUUUGCACAUUUGUUCGCCAAAGGGGUGAAGACGCGACUCGAGUGGAGCCAGCAGUGGGUGGACCCGGGCGCCCGGAGGUACGCCAUAAAGGUACCGGGGGAGUUCGAUAUCCUGGUGGGAUUCUUCCGCGAACGGGGCACACUGCUGUAUAAGAUCGACGUGCGCCCCUUCUACCUGGUCUGCCUCUGCCUCGGAGGCCGGGGCUUCAUCUCGGUCUGGCGGCGCCCGCUGGGCAUUCUCGACUGGAACAUGUACAGCGUGCUCAUCUUCAUCGAGCUGUUGACCGACUUCGCCAUGGCGUACGCCCUCCUGAGCUUUUACCAAAAUCUGGUGGAAACGUGGACCACCGGGAACCGGAGGUUUAUCAAGCUGCUGCACCGUGAGAAGGAGAAGGCGGAGCGCGAACGAGUGCGGCACGAGCAGCGCCUCCGAUACAAGCGGACCACGCCCGACAGCUUCCACUCCAUCUUUCGCAGCGAUCACCGGUCGGGGGCGGUUCGCUCCAUCGUCUACCGGUUCGUCGGGAUCUCCAAAGAAUUCGACAAGCAAAACCGCUACGAUUACGUCUUGGACGAGGACGAACGCGUGCAUCAACCACUGCUCCUUGAAGACGUGCAGAUAACGCGCCAGCGUGCGGAAUCGUCACCAGAGCCAAGUGAAGUUUCGCGAAAGAGCAGGCGGAGUAGAGGGAAGCUACGCUUGUGA